Molecule: messenger RNA, 915 nt
Organism: Aspergillus clavatus NRRL 1
Lineage: Eukaryota; Fungi; Ascomycota; Eurotiomycetes; Eurotiales; Aspergillaceae
Exons: 1
Coding region: 1-915 (304 amino acids)
Source: RefSeq, a predicted model, not a curated record
AUGCUGUCCCAGCAGAUCGUCGAUGACGUCCUGAUCUCGGCUCUGUACCGCUUAAUACCGAUCGACGAUUACCUAGGCUAUGUCGACUACAGCCGAGUGCAUCUUCACGGCUUUGAGACGGUCAUCCGCAUCCGUGGCGGCUAUGAUCGAGUUGGCCAGUCGGUCCCUGCCAUCAGCAAAGACAUGCAGAUGUCAGUUCUUGUGGCGAGGAGUCUGUUGUUGAUUCACCUGCAGACGUCUCUCAUCGAAGGAUUGCCGCCUGAUAUUAUCAGGUGUCCAGAGACGACGUGGCUGAGAGGGAUCGAACUCAUCCUCCCGCCAGGCUUUGUGGGCCUGAUCUCGGCAGGCCAUCUCUCUCACAGCUCGAUUGAGAUCCUACUCAGCUUCUCGGAAUGGCUCGGAAAAUACCGUGGUCUGGACCCCGGCUCUAUCCCCGUCUGGCGCUACUCCUCCUCCGGGGAGUUGACCGCGGUGGAAAAGUGCAUCUUCGUCGGCUUAUUGUGUCUCGCUGACGAUGUUGGUUACAUGGGCAUGCACCCCGCUGCCAUCAUUUUCAGGCAGCCCAAGAAACGAGCCGAGAUGCUGCUCGCGGUCAAGGAGCUGUGGAACGAUCCAUCCUUAGCAGACUGUUUAUUGUGGCUAUGGACGGUGAUAACGAUCCCACAGAAUCCUGGAAUUACCCCAGUCCUGGCCCAGCGGGAACUAUUCUCUAAGAUCCUUACACUACGAGACGGCUUGAGUGAUUGGAAUGUUAUCCGAGCUGUGCUUCGGCGCUUCUUCUACGAAGACAGCCGCGCUCCAGCGUGGGAGAACGCAUGGACAGUGAUGCAUGACGAAGCUCAAAAAACGCCUGCUUCCUCAAGCAAAUAUAUUGAUGACCGAGACAGGACAACCCGCAAUAUAACAGCCCCGUAG